Drosophila takahashii is the source of this 943-nucleotide messenger RNA. Its product is annotated as glycolipid transfer protein. Gene Ontology annotation, biological process: intermembrane lipid transfer. The record is from RefSeq and is a predicted model, not a curated record. Lineage: Eukaryota; Metazoa; Arthropoda; Insecta; Diptera; Drosophilidae. Gene Ontology annotation, cellular component: cytoplasm. Gene Ontology annotation, molecular function: lipid transfer activity.
AAAAGCGAAAAUACGACAAAAAAUACGACAAAUAAUAAUAAUAAUAUUCAACGUUCGGCUGGCAAACCGCGCGAUAAGAUAAACACCGAAAAUCAUGUUCGAAAACUAACAAUUUUCGCACCUUCAUUUUUGCAGAUUUGCGGCCAGUCUUCGUUUGGAUCGCCGUUGGGUCGGAACAAAUAUUGAGUAACGAAAAAAAAAAUAUAGUUAAAAUAUAGCAGACAAUGGCAGCCACCGAGGGAUCCGCGCGAAUUCAGUUCAAGGCGCUGAAGGGAUUUCCAGCAAUCGGCACUGAUAAGCUGGAGACACAGGCCUUCCUCGCCGCCUCCAAGGAGAUAGUAACCGUCAUAGAGAGCUUCGGCAAACUGUUUACGCCCGUGAUCAGCGACAUGAACGGAAACAUAAACAAAUUAACGAAAGCCUACGGGGCGGAUGUGUUGAAGUACCAAUAUCUGGAGGAUCUGAUCGUGCUGAAUGUGAACGUGGACGAUUUUGCGGCCAACGCGCUGCUCUGGCUAAAGCGCGGCCUCCAGCUGAUUUGCACCUUCUUCGAGAACAUCUACAACGAUGCCCAGGCCAAGGAGGCACUGAAGCAGCACCUGCAGGACGCCUACGAGCGCACCUUGAAGCCCUAUCACGGCUUCAUAGUCCAGAGCACAAUAAAGAUCAUCUACAGCUGGGUGCCCACGCGCAGCCAGCUGCUGGGCCAGGGAGCCGCCCAGGUGGAGAACAUGGAGGUGCUGACCAGCUUCCUGCCCACGAUGCGUGCCCAUUUGGACUCGAUCGAUGCCCUUUUGAGGGCCCACAAUCUGGACGAUGCCCGAAAGGUGUGAUUUAGAUCGCGAUGGAGAACGUUUCCUUAGCUUAGCCUAGCUUAAAUAGCUUAUCCUACUUUAUUAUUUAUGCCAAUGUUGCGAAGUAAACCUCAGAGCCUUACUAAAAA